AUGUGUGAGAAGAACGAAGGAGCUGCUGGAUUUGACUUCAUUUCUGCCUUGGGCCGUGAAUGCUUCUCCCUUCCAACUCCAAUUCCAUUUGAUUCUUGCUGCUGCAUGGGAGAAAUCAGCCGAGACACCUUUCCGUAUGCAAGCAGUCUGCUGGCCGAAAUUCCCCCUCAUGACGCAAAGAUUGAAGAUAUAAAUUCCAAGGAAAAAGUCAAAGAUGGCAAACUUGAGUUGAAAAUGUUACCCCCUCAUUUGAAGUAUGUGUUUCUAGAAGAAGUUGGUAGCAAACCAGUCAUAAUCAACAAUUCUUUAUCUCUUACAGAAGAGGAGAAAUUAAUUAAAGUUCUCAAAGCCAAUAAGGGAGCCAUCGGGUGGUCAAUAUCUGAUCUAAAAGGAAUAAGUCCUUCUUACUGCAUGCACAUGAUAUUCAUGGAGGAUGAUUUCAAACCAGUAGCUCAACCGCAGAGGAGAUUGAACCCUGUAAUGAAAGAAGAAGUAAGAAAAGAGGUUCUGAAAUUGCUAGAAGCUGGAAUCAUAUAUCCUAUAUCUGAUAGCACAUGGGUGAGUCCAGUACAGGUAGUGCCAAAGAAAGGUGGUAUGACCGUAGUGUGUAAUGAUAAAAAUGAGCUCAUACCCACGAGAACAGUAACUGGGUGGAGGAUGUGCAUUGACUAUAGAAAGUUGAGCAAGGCUACAAGGAAGGAUCAUUUUCCCCUUCCUUUCAUGGAUCAGAUGUUAGAAAGGUUAGCUGGUCAAGCUUUCUAUUGCUUCUUGGAUGGUUAUUCUGGUUAUAACCAAAUUGUGGUGGAUCCUAAAGACCAAGAAAAGACUGCUUUUACUUGUCCUUUUGGUGUUUUCGCUUAUAGGAAGAUGCCUUUUGGAUUAUGCAAUGCACCGGCAACGUUUCAGAGAUGUAUGCAAGCCAUUUUUGCUGACCUAGUGGAAAAAUGCAUUGAAGUAUUUAUGGAUGACUUUUCAGUGUUUGGUAGCUCAUUUGACUUGUGCUUAUCAAACCUGGAGAUUGUGCUUGAAAGAUGCAUUCAAACAAACCUUAUUCUCAAUUGGGAAAAAUGCCAUUUCAUGGUUACUGAAGGUAUUGUUCUAGGUCAUAAGAUUUCUUCUAGAGGAAUUGAAGUUGACAAAGCUAAAGUGGAAGUUAUUGAAAAACUGCCACCACCAACAAAUGUGAAAGGAAUCAGAAGCUUUCUUGGUCAUGCCGGUUUCUAUAGAAGAUUCAUCAAAGAUUUCUCCAAGAUUGCCAAGCCACUCUGGAGCCUCUUAGUAAAAGACACUCCUUUUGUGUUGGAUAAAGAGUGUCUAACUGCAUUUAAGGUUCUCAAGGACAAGUUAAUUUCUGCACCGGUGAUAAUUGGUCCAAAUUGGGAACAAGAAUUUGAGUUGAUGUGUGAAGCUAGUGAUUAUGCCAUAGGUGCUGUCCUAGGCCAAAGAAGAGGAAAGGUGUUUCACAGCAUUUACUAUGCCAGCAAGGUAUUGAAUGGAGCUCAAUUGAACUAUGCCACAACUGAGAAAGAAUUCUUGGCAAUAGUGUAUGCUUUAGAGAAGUUCAGACCUUAUCUCAUCGGAUCAAAGGUGAUUAUUUACACUGAUCAUGCUGCUAUCAAGUAUUUGCUUACCAAGCUUGAUUCCAAACCAAGAUUGAUAAGAUGGGUUCUUAUGUUGCAAGAAUUUGAUUUGGAGAUCAGGGAUAAGAAAGGAAGUAAAAAUGUCAUUGCUGAUCAUCUCUCAAGACUUGUCAAUGAUGAAGUUACAACUAAAGAAAGAGAAAUCCGUGAAGAGUUUUAUGAUGAGAACUUGAUGAUGUUUGUUUGGGAUGACCCCUAUUUAUUCAAACUAGGAGCUGACAAUCUCUUGAGGCGGUGUGUUACUGAAGAAGAAUCAACAGGAAUCUUGUGGCAUUGCCAUAACUCACCCUAUGGAGGACACUUCAAUGGUGAAAGAACAGCUGCCAAAGUCCUCCAAUCUGGAUUUUACUGGCCUACUAUAUUCAAGGAUGCUUAUGCCCACGCCAAGCGUUGUGAUAAAUGUCAAAGACUGGACACUAUCUCAAGAAGGCAUGAAAUGCCACUACAAAGCAUCCUGGAAGUUGAGGUUUUUGAUUGCUGGGGUAUUGAUUUUGUCGGUCCCCUACCUCCAUCUUAUACUAAUGAGUAUAUUCUGGUUGCAGUAGACUAUGUCAGCAAAUGGGUGGAAGCAGUAGCAUGUCAGAAGAAUGAUGCAACCACUGUGAUUAAAUUCUUGAGGAAAAAUAUAUUCUCAAGAUUUGGGGUGCCAAGAAUUCUUAUCAGCGAUGGAGGAUCACAUUUCUGCAACUAUCAGCUUGAAAAGAUACUAAAACACUAUGAGGUGAAACAUAAAGUUGGUUCCCCAUAUCAUCCUCAAACCAAUGGGCAAGCGGAAGUAUCAAAUAGAGAAAUCAAGAGGAUUCUUGAGAAAACUGUUUCUUCUUCAAGGAAGGAUUGGUCAUUAAAGCUGGAUGAUGCUCUGUGGGCUUACAGGACUGCAAUAAAAACACCUGUUGGGAUGACUCCCUUUCAACUAGUCUAUGGCAAAUCUUGUCAUUUACCGGUGGAGAUGGAGCACAAAGCUUAUUGGGCCCUGAAGUUCUUGAACUUUGAUUCUACCUUGUCUGCAGAAAAGAGGAAGUUGCAAUUACAGGAGUUGGAAGAAAUGAGAUUGACAGCUUAUGAUAACUCCAAGAAUUACAAAGAGAAGGUUAAGUUGUAUCAUAACAAAAAGCUCUUAAAGAGAGAGUUUCAACCUGGCCAACAAGUUCUCCUUUUCAAUUCUAGAUUUAAGAUCUUUCAAGGAAAGUUGAAGUCAAAGUGGUCUGGACCCUUCACCAUCAAGGAAGUAAAACCUCAUGGAGCAAUUGAAUUGGUUGACCCUACUUCAGAUGAUCCAGAAAAAAGUUGGGUGGUUAAUGGGCAGAGAUUGAAACAUUACCUAGGUGGUGAGAUCCAACGUCUCACCACAAUCAUCCACCUUUCUUACCCUUGA
Molecule: messenger RNA, 3015 nt
Organism: Vigna angularis (adzuki bean)
Lineage: Eukaryota; Viridiplantae; Streptophyta; Magnoliopsida; Fabales; Fabaceae
Exons: 4
Coding region: 1-3015 (1004 amino acids)
Biological process (GO): DNA integration
Molecular function (GO): nucleic acid binding
Source: RefSeq, a predicted model, not a curated record